Molecule: messenger RNA, 1322 nt
Organism: Trichoplusia ni (cabbage looper)
Lineage: Eukaryota; Metazoa; Arthropoda; Insecta; Lepidoptera; Noctuidae
Product: repressed by EFG1 protein 1-like
Exons: 2
Coding region: 71-1171 (366 amino acids)
Cellular component (GO): extracellular region
Source: RefSeq, a predicted model, not a curated record
AUGUGAUGCAGUUUUUUUAAACGCGCCGUCUUGAAAAAGAAAUAAGCUUGUGAUAGUGUUUUUUUCAACAAUGAAGACUCCGUGCGUUUUACCUGGAUGUUCUUAUAUUACGAAACUCUUCACUUCCAAGUCAAAUGAAUUUGAACUCGAGGCGUUAGAAGUCCACAAUGAAUUCAGAGCAGAACAUGGAGUACCUCCUCUAGUGCUCAGCAAGGAAAUCAGUAAAGUCAGCCAGAAAUGGGCUGAAGAGUUAGCGAAAAAAGAUGCUAUGGCAUACAGCCUGAACAAGAGCUAUGGAGAAAACGUCUACUGCGGUUGGUCAGCUGACCCCAACACGAAAAUCAAAGCUAGAGACUGCAUCGAAAAAUGGUACAGUGAAAUAAACAACUUCUCCUUUGGAAGAGAACCAGAAGUCCUUACUUGCGGCCAUUUCACUCAAGUCGUUUGGAAAUCAACCAGAGAAUUAGGAGUCGGAAGUGCAAAAAGCAAAACUGGAAAACUUUACGUUGUUGCCAACUACUACCCACCUGGUAACUUCAGCAACCAAUUUGUAAAGAACAUUCCUCCACCAGGUGCUGGUCAGUUCAGAACAAAUUCCAACAACUCUCCAAGAGAAUCAAACAACAAUUUAUCUCCUCCGUCCCCAAACCAAAGAAACAGCAAGAAUUUAAGUGAACUUGCAUCAGAUUUAGUAAGCCGGUUCAAAUCGACGUCAAUAACUAGUGAAAAAUUUGAUGAAGAAUUUUUGAAGGCCCACAAUGAUUACCGUAAGCAGCACGGAGUAAAACCUUUGGAACUAAACAAGAAGCUUUGUAAAUACGCCGAAGAAUGGUCUAAAACGUUAGCGAAGAAAGGUCAAACAGAACACAGAGAUCAAAACGAUUAUGGAGAAAAUAUAUUCUCCGCUUGGUCUUCAGAUCCUAACUUUACAGUAUCAGGAAGAGAUCCGGUAGACAAAUGGUACAGCGAAGUCAACAAUCAUCAGUUUGGUAGAGAGCCUUCAGAUUUAAAAUCUGGACAUUUCUCCCAAGUAAUUUGGGAAGAUACAAAGGAAUUAGGUGUUGGUGUAGCCAAGUCCAAAGAAGGGCAAAUUUACGUUGUUGCCUAUUACAACCCACCUGGCAAUGUUAUUGGCAGUUUUGCAAGCAAAGUCAAACCUCCUAUUAAUUAAAUUGUUUCCAUUCCAAACAUUUUCAGCCAAAGAUACAUUCCUCACGUAUUUAAGUAGUAUUAAGAUGACAUCAAUAUUAUUUUUCUACAUGAUAUACCUCUAUUUAUUGUGCUAUACGUAUGUUUAAUUAUAUUUAUAGUUCGUAUUUUUU